ACACAUUUGAUCUCUACAGAAUUUAACAGAAGCCAUAUUACUUUUGGUUGUAUCAUGAAUCGGGUGUUCAUUUUUCUUUGCCUACUGCAAUUCUCAACUGCUCUUUCGCCUUUUAUUAAUCGACCAGGUGGACCAGGUAGACCAGGUAGACCAGGUGGACUAGGUAGACCAGGUAGACAAGGUGGACCAGGUGGACUAGGUAGACCAGGUGGACCAGGUAGACCAGGUGGACUAGGUAGACCAGGUGGACUAGGUAGACCAGGUGGACUAGGUAGACCAGGUGGACCAGGUAGACCAGGUAGAGACCUUGGAACUGAAGAUAUCAUUGCUCUUGUCCUGGACACAAUUGAUAAAGCUACGCAAGGUAUAACAACUUCAGAACUUCUGAAUGUAACUCAACAGGUCAUCGAGGUGUAUGAUAGUCAGGUUGAGAAAGUUGUUCCUGAGGAAGAUGUAACCAAGCUUAUCAAAGAGAUAUCAGAGAAUAUUGGAGUCACUUCAGCCAUUGCUGCAUUACUGCAAGAUAACCUUGGCUUUGAUGUACAACUCUUGAACGAUUCUCUGGCAAUAUGGAAAGCUUUGUCGCUAGAGUGGAAAAAGCUGAAAGCAUCUGGAGACUCAGUAGACAUUACAUAUGCAGCUAUUAGAAAGAUUGCAGUUACUAUUCAAGAUAUUAUUGGAGAUAUAAUUGACGUUGUCAAAUUCACAGAAACCUCACAAAACCCAAGUGGAAAGAAUACAACUGAAGAUCUUUUGUUGGUUUCUGGUGUGAAGGAUGAAGCUCAAGAGACGGAAAGUGUUGCAAGAUCUGAAAGAGGAAAACGUCGACUUUGCCUAAUAUGCAUAGAAUGGAGAGGAAGAAUUUGUAUAUUAUGUAGACUUUGGGGUUAAAAUAAAAUGGAUCUCAAUCCAAGAGAAAAAAAUAAACAAAUAAUGCAGUAA
Molecule: messenger RNA, 942 nt
Organism: Biomphalaria glabrata
Lineage: Eukaryota; Metazoa; Mollusca; Gastropoda; Planorbidae
Product: collagen alpha-1(XXVIII) chain-like
Exons: 9
Coding region: 55-891 (278 amino acids)
Source: RefSeq, a predicted model, not a curated record